GUUACAAAGUCAUUUCUUCAGUUUUAUCUUCAGCCUUCGAAGUGUUAAGAUCGCAGUCAGUCUUCUUUUCGUGCUCGACGCUAUUCAAUUAACUUAAAUCCUACUACCGCUGCAAGAUGUCUAAAUUUUCGAUAGUUAAAGACACAACACGCAUGGUUCGCAACUUUAAUUUACAAGGACGUACUUUAGAGUUUAAAAUUAAACCGGUACCCGUCGGUGAAGACCCCGUCGGUUGGGUAAAGGAGGCCAUUAACCAAAUAAUUCAAAGAGCAACCGAAAACCUCAGUUCUGAAGAUCAAGUUUCGUUUUCGUUUUGCUCCAAGGAUUUCGCCAGAGGUGAUGGUUGGGUCCGCUUCAGACCUAUGGAACAGGUUACUUACGAUGAUGUGUGGAAUGUAAUAAGCAGCACCUAUCAGUCAAAUUCCACGGGGCUCAACACCGAGACGUUCUGUCUAGGAGUCACCUCUGUGCGGAUGCCCGCUCGGAAAGGACGCGGCAAAAAGUAUAACACUUUUGAAGAGGAGUGUGAGAAGCGACGAUCUACAGAUAAUUCGGAUAUGACGCUAGUUGCUCGACCAUCAACCUCUAGAGAGUCCCAAAUCCAAAGACAAACUCACACUUUAAAAGAAGCAGAGGGCCAAAAGAGAGUGACUAGAAAGAGAUGUAGCGCAUGCUAUAAAAAUAUGUCAAGGCAGCACAAUUCAGCCUAUGCUCGAAAAAAUGCUAAAAAGGUGAACACUGUUUGUGAACAGUGUGAACAACCAAUGUGUAUAGCAUGUUUUAAAAAUCACAAAUAA
Molecule: messenger RNA, 797 nt
Organism: Anoplophora glabripennis (Asian longhorned beetle)
Lineage: Eukaryota; Metazoa; Arthropoda; Insecta; Coleoptera; Cerambycidae
Exons: 2
Coding region: 117-797 (226 amino acids)
Source: RefSeq, a predicted model, not a curated record